Molecule: messenger RNA, 4242 nt
Organism: Myotis myotis
Lineage: Eukaryota; Metazoa; Chordata; Mammalia; Chiroptera; Vespertilionidae
Gene: RAB11FIP1
Product: RAB11 family interacting protein 1
Exons: 7
Coding region: 71-3922 (1283 amino acids)
Biological process (GO): regulated exocytosis
Cellular component (GO): intracellular membrane-bounded organelle
Molecular function (GO): small GTPase binding
Source: RefSeq, a predicted model, not a curated record
GGGCGGGCUUAGAGGCCGCGGGUCGCGGCGAUCAGCUCAUCCCUCUGCAGCGUGUUCCCCCGCGGUCACCAUGUCCCUGGCGGCUGCGGCGGGCCGGGGCCCGGGGGCCGUGUGGUCCCCAACCCACGUGCAGGUGACGGUGUUGCAGGCGCGGGGCCUGCGGGCCAAGGGUCCCGGGGGCACGAGCGACGCGUACGCCGUGAUCCAGGUGGGCAAGGAGAAGUACGCCACCUCGGUGUCGGAGCGCAGCCUGGGCGCGCCCGUGUGGCGCGAGGAGGCCACCUUCGAGCUGCCGCCGCUGCUGUCCGCCGGGGCCGCGCCCGCGGCCGCCGCCACCCUGCAGCUCACCGUGCUGCACCGCGCGCUGCUCGGCCUCGACAAGUUCCUGGGGCGCGUCGAGGUGGACCUGCGGGAGCUGCACCGGGACCAGGGCCGCAGGAAGACCCAGUGGUACACCUUGAAAUCCAAACCAGGAAAGAAGGAUAAAGAGCGAGGAGAAAUCGAGGUUGACAUCCAAUUUAUGAGAAACAACAUGACUGCUAGCAUGUUUGACCUGUCCGUGAAAGACAAGUCUCGGAAUCCAUUUGGGAAACUGAAGGACAAGAUCAGGGGGAAGAAUAAGGAUAGUGCAUCAGACACCGCUUCAGCCAUCCUCCCCAGCACAUCACCCUCUGUCGACAGCGACGAUGAGUCACCUUCGAAAGACAAGAAAAAGAAGUCAAAGAUCAAGACCUUGUUUUCCAAGUCUAACUUGCAGAAAACACCACUUUCCCAGUCCAUGUCUGUCCUGCCUACUCCAAAGUCAGACAAAGUGCUGCUGCGUCCUGGGGAGUUUCAGUCCCGGUGGGAGGAUGAUGACAACGAGGAUGAAUCCUCCUCUGCCUCGGACAUCAUGUCUCACAAGAGAACAGCAAGCGCAGAUCCUAAGCAACUGAACCAGGUCAACCUCACCCUUCCCAAGAAGGAAGGGCUCUCUUUUCUUGGCGGCCUUCGGUCCAAGAACGACUCGCUCUCCCGCUCUAAUGUCUGUAUCAACGGGAACCAUGUUUACGUGGAGCAGCCAGAAGGCAAGACUGAGACGAAGGACAGCACCUCCUCUUCCCCGUCCCCUCAGGGCUUCAGGAAGAAGCAUUUGUUCUCCUCCACGGAAAACCUGUCUCCUCGGUCCUGGAAGGAACCUGGGGAAGGGGGUGCCGUGUCUCCUGACAAGUGGCUCUCUGAGUCUUCCACAAAGAACUCUCCGAAAUCCAUGACCCUGCCGCCCUCCUGGCCGCCGGUCAGCGGGGACAUUAGGGAAAACGCAGCUCCAGCGAAGUUGGAGGCCGUGAAAGAAUCCAAAGAGAGCAAGAAGCAUGAGAACAAGAAGUCCUCUUUGCUCUCUCUGGUGACAGGAAAGAAGGAUGCGGCCAAGGGCAGUGAAGGCGAAAGCCCUGCUUCCACCUCUGGGAAGGAGCAGGAGAGCCCGCUGAGGGAGGACGGGCCGGGGCCUGCUGAGGGUCUUGGGAAGAGAUCUGAGAAGGAUACGAUGGCCGCCUUCUCCGGACGGGGGAAAUCCCUGAACCCCUUUGAAGAAGGGCAGAGCGCAGUACCGGCGGCUGACCCAGAGCCCAAGUCUGAACGGACACCACCUGUUACCUCUGCCAGGGCACCCCAGACCAAAGCCGUGAAACCUCGACUGGAAGUGUCUCCAGAGGUUCAACCCACAGCCAGGCUUCCUCCUCCCCCUGACUACCUUCCCUUUUUUCCUGCUCUCCCUUCCAGUCCCGCCCAGACACCUGUCUCUCCUGAGUCGGGGCAUGAGGCAGAGACACAGUCCUCAGAAUCUCCUUCUGUCUUCUCCGCUUUCUCCCCGCCCCUUGCAGCUCCCAUUUCCACAUCCACGCCUAUCACAAGCUGGCCUUCCACCGAGCAGGGCCAGGCAGGUGCUGAGGAACCAUCGGUGCCCCUUGACGCAGAGGUGCAAAAGGAGAGUUUAACACAAGUUCCAAGCGCUGUUUCUUGUGCCCGGGGCUCACUUCCCAAACAGCCACCCACGGCGGUGUGGAAAGGGACGGAGGAGGCUCCAGCGGGGAAGACCAGCGAGACGGACACAGAGAAGGAUACCAGUGGCAAUGACUCAGCAAAGUGUCUCCCGAAGGAGGCAGAUGCAGAGAAGGAUACCAGUGGCGAUGACUCAGCACAGUGUCCCCCGAAGCAGCCUGAAACGGGGCAGCAAGAAGAACCUCCGAGGUUUCCCCCCAAAAAGCAACAAGACUACCCCCCUUCGUCAGAAGGGGCCCGAGAAGUAACAUUGGCCCUUUCAGUGAGAAGCGGCAGGACGGGAGGCCCGGCUGGGAAGCCUCCAAUGGGGGUAAAGACAGACUUGGAGAGUCGGUCUGGGUUUUUUGAGGAGGACAGAGUGAGGGGUGAGGAAAUGACUGCCACAAUCAAACAGGCGCUACCCCCUCUUCGAAUGGGAGAACCGGUCCCCCCACUUAACUCCACCAUGCGAAGGCACGAAGAGAUGGGUCUGAAUGGCAGUGAGGGCCCAAAGAAGACCAAGAAGCAUGUGUCAUUUUCUGAGCAGCUGUUUAGGGAAGAGGAGGUGGAGAAGUCCCCUGGACUGGUCGGAGAGGACGAAAGUCAUCCCCAGGAGCUGGAGCAUGAAGGGGCUGCCACCGGCGACGUGUGUGACAGAGAGCCUGCUGAGCGUCCCCACGCAGAGGACUCCGAGGGGGAGGCUGUGACUGAGCCCCGGCCGCUGAAUUCCAGUGUGCCAGCUGCCAUGGCCAGUCACCUGCUGCCCCCCUCCCAUGAGGACAGUGACUCAGAAGGCCCAGGGAGUGAAGCCAGCUCGGGGCAAGGCAUGGAGGGAGACGAUACCCUUCUGGCUCAAAAUCAGAGCAAAGCCAGUGAUCACGAAGGCCUGUUGUCUGAUCCCCUGGGUGACCUUCAGUCUGCCUCAGAUGUUAAAUCUCCAGUCACGGCUGAUCUGGACUUAACCCUUCCUUCCAUUCCUGAAGUGACAUCGGAUGAUGAAAGAGUGGACGAGGUGGAAGAUGACAGAGAGGCAGCAAAGGUGGCAGCUCUGGAAGGAGCUUCUUCCCCGAGCAGGUCACCUGCCCAUCCUGAGAAGGCGCCAAGUGGCGAGGCAGGUGGGUUGGCAGUGCCCGCAGACAGCCUGCAUGAGCUCAGGUCGGGAGCACCGGAAGCAGCUGUCACGGCUUCUUCAGAGCACACUACAGCUCCAGGAAUUCUUAAACCAAGUCUCGGCAAGAGCUCACGCUUGGACACCCAGCUGCCAGGCCCUGGCGAUGGCGAGGAGGCAAAAGUGAUGGGAAAUGGGAGGCUAAGGCAGCCUCCUGACCCGGCCCUGGAUUCUCCUCUCUCCAGCCCCUCCUUUUCUGAGCCCUCUCCUGCCACACACUCUUCCCCUAGCUACCCACACUCUGACACUCCCCACACCAGUACAGCAGAAUCUCAAAAAAAAGCAACAGCAGAGGGCCUCCCUGGUAAAGUGGAAAAUUCUGGCAAGAGGAAGCCGCUUCUUCAGGCCUGGGUCUCACCCUCGGAGACACAUCCAGUCUCAGCUGGAACUGGGUCAGCCAAGCACAGACCUCAUCUUGUGAAGCCAAUGAACACGACAGCCACCAAGAUUACUAACUCCAGCUUGGGAACUGCCACUAUCAUCAGCGAGAACUUGAUCAACGAAGCUAUUAUGAAGAAAUACACCCCCUCGGACCCUGCUUUUGCUUAUGCACAGCUCACCCAUGAUGAGCUGAUCCAGCUGGUCCUCAAACAGAAGGAAACAAUAAACAAGAAGGAGUUCCAGGUUCGGGAGCUGGAGGACUACAUCGACAACCUGCUCGUCAGGGUCAUGGAAGAAACCCCCAACAUCCUCCGCGUUCCGGCUCAGGUCGGCAAGAAGGCAGGGAAGAUGUGAAUGGCCAGCCUGUGACACUGAGACUUUUUUAACUACAAAUAAAUAAUCGCUCAAGGCUGAAAGAUUAAUUGUCUUAGGUGGAGAACAUAAUCUCCUAGUAUCCAUGCCAACCUCAACCCUGCGGUUUCUCGGUAUCUGUUAUGUGAGCUACAAACCUGACCUCUUCCUCCCUCCGACUCUUGAAGGAUCGUCCAGUGUUUUUGGAUUAUAGAGUUAUUUCCUGCUUUGUUACUUUGGGAAUUUUGAAUCUUCUGAUUUUGUUUGUAAGAAGUAACCUAAAAUUUCCUACAACACUAAAUAAAAUGGUACUACCUGUUAAA